This is a messenger RNA of Marasmius oreades (fairy-ring Marasmius), 186 nucleotides long. RefSeq lists its product as uncharacterized. NCBI's taxonomy places the organism in Eukaryota, Fungi, Basidiomycota, Agaricomycetes, Agaricales, Marasmiaceae. The record is from RefSeq and is a predicted model, not a curated record. Bases 1 to 186 code for a protein of 61 amino acids. The transcript has 2 exons.
AUGGUUCAUGGUGGUAUCCCAUCAAAUUUUCCAGUCCCCCGAGUUACGACUGGUUAUGUUCUUGACCUUAGUGAUUCAAAGUAUAUGCAGGAUGGAAAACAGAUUCCACUGGAUCAAUUGAUUCAGGACGAGUCACAGGAGUACUGGAAUAUUACAUGGGAUAAGAAUUCCAAAACUGCUAUCUGA